Molecule: messenger RNA, 2449 nt
Organism: Botrytis cinerea B05.10
Lineage: Eukaryota; Fungi; Ascomycota; Leotiomycetes; Helotiales; Sclerotiniaceae
Exons: 3
Coding region: 457-2082 (541 amino acids)
Biological process (GO): transmembrane transport
Molecular function (GO): transmembrane transporter activity
Source: RefSeq, a predicted model, not a curated record
GCUUUGAUUUCUCACACUUCUCUGCAUAUAACUUUCAAUCGCACAGCUGCCUAAACAUAGGGCCGAACGACCCUUAGAAUCCCUCAAGAACUAAGUUUACAGGGCUCUCUUUACAUUGUAUCCACACUCCGAUCUUCUGUGAUAAGAAUCUCAGAAGUUGCAGGAUAUACGAGUAGUCCAUAUUUGUAUGCACAUCCCUUGUAGACCUCAUCCAGGACCCGCACACCCGCUUUCCUCAAGACUCCCAUAAGUAAUAAAUAGAUCCGGUUGCCCCCGGGCGCGAGAUAUCCCCUUUUUGAGAUGGAGGAGCAUCGCAGCACGAGGAUUGAGUCUAGUACAGGGUUUGAAGAUAUCUCCAGAUCGAAUUUAGAAACGGAGAUUGAUCGGGAUCACUCGAACAAUAUUGUCGGCACGAAGUCGGACACUGAGGCGGAUAUAUUCAUACCGAAUUCCAGAAUGGAUACCGGUAGAGCAUCGAAGGAGCAUGGGAAUGUGAAUGAGGGGAAGUGGAACGAUAGCGAUAGUAUCGACACGGAGCCCUUUCCCGGACAGGGCGUCGAUGGAGAGGUGCUAGGAAGCAGUCAAACAACGACUUUGGCAAAGGAUGAUGUCGACGUGGAAGCACAAGGCGAGAGGGAAAAGGAAGAUGCGUUGAGAUUAGAAAGGGAGAAGGAAGAACAAGAUCCGAAUCUGAUAACUUGGGAUGGACCGGACGAUCCUGAGAAUCCGAUGAAUUGGAAUACGAAAAAGAAAUGGAUCAUAACUGUCAUCUUGGGCUUGAUGACUUUUGUCGUUACUUUCGCGUCGAGUGUUUUUAGUACGGCUACGAUUGUAGUUGCGGAGUUGUAUGAUGUUUCAGAAGAAGUUGCUGUCUUAGGGACGUCAUUGUUUGUGCUGGGUUUUGGUGUUGGUCCUUUGAUAUGGGGACCGGGAUCCGAACUCUUUGGCAGAAAAGUUCCCCUCUUCUUCGGCUACGCCUGUUUCGCCAUUUUCCAAAUCCCCGUCGCUGUAGCACAAAACCUCGCAACUAUCAUGGUUUGUCGAUUCCUCGGUGGAGUCUUUGCUUCCGCUCCAUUAGCGAUUAUCGGGGGAGCAUUAGCGGACUUCUUCGGCCCGGUCGAUCGAGGUGUUGCGGUUUGCGUUUUCGCCGCGGCAACUUUUAUCGGUCCAAUUGCGGGACCAAUUGGGGGUAACUUUAUCACUCAAUCGCAUUUGGGUUGGAGAUGGACUGCUUGGAUCACGAUGAUUCUCGCUGCCGGUUUCGGAACGAUAGGUCUAAUCUUUGUGCCCGAGUCUUCUCAUCCAAAGAUUCUUCAACAGCGGGCUGCAAAACUGAGAUUUGAAACGAAGAACUGGGCAAUUCAUAGCAAAGCUGAUGAACUCAAACUCACCCCCCACACAAUCUUACAAACCUAUCUCCUCCGCCCCUUCAUCAUGCUCUUUCAAGAACCGAUUCUCCUCCUCAUCACCCUCUACAUGGCCCUCAUCUACGGCAUUCUCUACCUCUUCUUCGAAGCCUACCCCAUCUCCUUCCAACAGUCGCGCGGCUGGGCCCCCGGCCUCAGCGCCCUCCCCUUCAUCGGAAUCCUCAUCGGAGUCCUCCUCGGCGCCGGAACCAUUUCCUGGGUCACCAAGACCCGCUUCGCGCGCAAGUUCGAAAAACACGGCAAGGUCAUCCCCGAAGAACGUCUCCCCCCCAUGAUCCUCGGUUCCAUAAUCCUCCCCAUCGGACUCUUCUGGUUUGCCUGGACCUCCAACCCCAACAUCACCUGGGUUCCACAGGUCAUCUCGGGUAUCUUCAUCGGGUGGGGUAUCUUGAUGAUUUUCUUGCAGGGCUUGAAUUACAUCAUCGAUGUCUACAUGUGGCACGCAAAUUCGGCCAUCGCCGCUAAUACGUUCCUGCGAAGUUUUGCGGGCGGUGGAUUCCCGCUCUUUGCGCAGUAUAUGUUUAAUGGAUUGGGAGUGGCGUGGGCAACGAGUGUAUUGGCUUUUGCAUGCGUGGUUAUGAUGCCCGCGCCCGUGCUAUUUUUUCUGUACGGAGCGAGAGUGAGGAAGAUGAGUAAAUUUAGUCCAAGUGCUUGAGUGGGCCACGUACGAGAAUCUAAGCUGGGAAUGACUUGCAUGAAAACGGCUGGAUUGAUGGAAAUAAAAAAAGGAGGAAACGACAUGAUAAAUGCGCCAUGAUCAUACAUACAUACAUGCAUAUAUUGAUGGUCUCGAGAUGAGAUCAUGCUUUUGCAUUUGUGUGAUGCACUACGUAUGAGUUUGAGUUGGAGAUAUACCAGUGUGAUAUUUUUGAAGCAUUUGCAUAGCGAGGAGUUAUAUUGACAGUAUUAGAGGCACAUAUACACGCAUAAAACCGUAUAUGUCCAGAUGGGUAGGUAGAUCACCACUAUAGAUAAAUACUGUAUACAAACAGAUAGAAAUAAUUAAUUAAAUAAUAGUAAGA